Molecule: messenger RNA, 456 nt
Organism: Cladophialophora carrionii CBS 160.54
Lineage: Eukaryota; Fungi; Ascomycota; Eurotiomycetes; Chaetothyriales; Herpotrichiellaceae
Exons: 1
Coding region: 1-456 (151 amino acids)
Source: RefSeq, a predicted model, not a curated record
AUGCCGCCGUUCCGGUCCCUCCUCCGCUUCAUCCGCGCCCCUCCCCUCCCCAACACCGGCAGUCUAGCCCGCGACCUCCUCGCCUCCGAACGCACGUUCCUUGCCUGGGCGCGCACCGGCCUCGGCUUCAUCGCCCUCGGUGUCGCACUGGAGAAAGUCGAAGCUCUCGCCGCGCUGUCGCCCACGUUGCUGCAUCUCCAGGACAGCAGGACGAAGCUGGCCGCAGGCGUGCUGGUCGGGGCGGGCAGUCUGUGCGUCGGCCACGGCACGGUCAGGUACUUUAGUGUGCUUGACUUGUUGAAGGACGGGAAGUUCAGGCCCAACACGGGUGGAGUGUCCUUGAUGGCUGUGACAUGCGUGGGCAUUGCGGUCGUGGGGAGCAUUCUCGUCGUCGAGAACGAGGCGGGCAAGGCUGGGAAGCACGACAAGGAAGGGGAAAAGAGGGUCACUGUGUGA